Molecule: messenger RNA, 858 nt
Organism: Branchiostoma belcheri (Belcher's lancelet)
Lineage: Eukaryota; Metazoa; Chordata; Leptocardii; Amphioxiformes; Branchiostomatidae
Exons: 4
Coding region: 1-858 (285 amino acids)
Biological process (GO): cell adhesion
Molecular function (GO): carbohydrate binding
Source: RefSeq, a predicted model, not a curated record
AUGACCCGUCAAGAGCGUCUCCUCAAGGUCCUUGACAGACAGGAAGACGUGAUCCAACAGAGGCUGAACGAUCUUGAGAAGACAAGCUCUUCUUCGGCUCAGAACUGUAACAACCUGCGACAAAAGGUUGAGCGCAACACCAACGAGGUGCAGAAACAGAACAACGAGUUUCGUCAACAAGAGCGACGCUUGAGCAACUUGGUGACCGAGAUGAACAGCCUAGGAUCUGUCCUCCACAGCAUGCAUGAGAAGAAAGGCGGCAAAGUACCCGUCUUCCCGGGGCUGCCCACACACAACAUCAACGUGCAAGCGGACGUCAGCCGUCUGCAGGCCCAAGUCGACACCAUUUUAGCCACCCUGAACGCCGAGAAGUCCAAGAGCGAUCAACUCUUUGCUCUCAUAUCCGAGCUUCAACACCAAAAGGACGGCAAGGUAGCUCCAAACAUCAGCGUGCAACCGAAAUACAAGAAGUAUGAUCCAUUCUUUGGAAAAGGCCAUCUGAACCAACCGAAUGUCGCCAAUCUGUCAGCUGUCGUCACUGACCUUCAGGACCAAGUGCAACGCCUUCAAGAACGACCAUACGUCGGGCAUUGUGAGGUUGGGAUGCUCGGGCUGAAGUGGAAUGCCGAAGGGAAGAAUGGGUACGGAGGGACAGCCCCCGUCAACUUCAGCAAGACGUUCCGCACAGUUCCUGUCGUCUCCGCCGCCCUGUACAGGCUCUACCAUACCGGCUAUCAACCAGUGGGAAUCGUCGUGGGGACCGACAAGAUCACCGAGAAGGGGUUCCUUCUGAAGAUACACGGCUGGGACCAGACCAAGCUGUACAGUGCAGGGGUGCAGUGGAUGGCAUGCGGCUAG